AAGUGUCUGGUCUGUUCGUCGCUUCUACGUCUUCCUACUGUCAGUUCGGUGUGUUUGUUUUCUUGUUGGUAGUUGAUAAAUUAACUUGACACUUCUUCUGCCGAUUUGAACGUUUUUUCAAAUACGACACACAGUAUUUAAAUAACCCAUUUUAAGCAGUGAAAUUUAAUGUUUAUUUUUUAGAGAUUUUUGCUUCAGAAUGGGUUCGCUAACAAGUAGGCAAAAUGCAGGUGUAGAAGAAGUCGAUAUAGUAUCAAAUCAUGCUUAUAAAUAUCCACCUAAAUCGGGUAACUAUUUUGGAAGCCAUUUUAUAAUGGGUGGUGAGCGUUUCGACACGCCUCAACCUGAGGCUUACUUGUUUGGAGAGAAUGCUGACUUGAACUUCCUCGGUAGUAGACCUACUCCUUUCCCGUACCCACCCCCUCAAGCCAACGAGCCCACUAAAACACUCAAGAGCCUGGUGAACAUUCGCAAGGAGUCACUGAGACUGGUGCGGGCCAUGGACAAUGUCAAGGGUGACAAUGACCUCAUUAAACCUACCAACUUCAACAUUGAGUUCACAUUCGACUGUGAUGCUCGCACGGCCAUAACAAUUUAUUAUUUUGCCACAGAGGAGUUCACACCUACAGGUGUUGUAUACUGUCCCCGAGACCCGACAUUGACCUCUGAAACGUAUUGCUACAACCGAGGCACCAAUCAGCUGUUCAGCCAGCCUACCCACAUAUUUGAUCCCAGUCGUUACUCAGACGAGGAGCUCUCUUAUAACGCUGACAGGGAGGUCAUUCCGGUAGCAAUACACUGUGUCGCUUAUGAAGGCCUUGAAGACCAGAAGCAGAGUCACACGAGCAUUGCAGUUGUGGAGAGACACUCAGACGGUACUUACGUGCUGAAGGCACUCAAACAGCGGCUGUACGUAGACGGUCUGUGCUAUUUGCUGCAAGAGAUAUAUGGAAUCGAGAAUAAAGGAAAUGACACUGUUAAGGGCAACAGUGAUGAAGAGACUGAGGACAAUGGUUCAGAGUGUGUGAUCUGCAUGUGUGAUGUGCGCGACACACUUAUACUGCCGUGUCGUCACCUCUGCUUGUGCAACUCAUGCGCGGACUCCCUGCGCUACCAGGCCAACAACUGUCCUAUCUGUCGUGCUCCCUUCCGAGCUCUCCUGCAGAUCCGGGCCUUGCAGAAAUCCACUACACAGCUCCCCUCGAUUCCCCAAGAGACCAACUGUGAAAACAUUCCCGCAGGCUACGAGGCUGUGUCACUCAUAGAGGCUCUCAACGGGCCAUCUCUUAGCCGCAGCCUGGCCCCAGCCUUGGUAGUGGCUCUGGAACCCAUGGACCACGAUGACACCGCAGCGCAGGCAGCCGAAGUGCUCAACAGGUCCUGUAUUGAGCGGAUUCCCACAACAGUGAAGUUGCCGCCAGAGGGAGAGGGGACACCAGAGGUGCGCAUGUCCGUGCUACUGGCGCGCGAGGGUGAGGAGAAAACCAAGUCUCCGCUCCUUGCGUCUCGACGGCGCGACAAGGCUGCUGCUCGGCCCCGAGACACUGUGCGAGUCGUCAACGAGAAGAUUCCUGUUCCAGACGAGACACAGGACGAGGACAGCGAGGCCGAGAAGAUGUCUCCGCUUUUGAACGGAGCAGCCAGCACCGACUCCCCCUCACCUUCCCCUCCCGUCAUGGCUCAGGAAGAAGGGGAGGAGGAGGAUCUGAAGACAGAACUUCCUCAGAGCGUGUCGGGGUGUGAGGGGGGCCUGUCAGUGGUCUCGGCGGGGGUGCCCGUGGCAGGGGAAGACUCGGAUUAUUAUACACCAGAGGAUCCUGCCACCACCAUUCUCAGCCCCCUCCAUUCCGAUAAGGAUCGAUGUGAGAGGGAGAGAGAGCGUGUAGUGGAAGGAGUGGGCCGGUGGAUGGCCAGAGAAGGCUUGUCACUACCCGGUACACCCUUGUCAACGGCAAGCCACCGUUCCAGUGGUGACAGUUACAGCUCUAGCGGCUCUACUCGGCUACUACUCUCCACCAAUGACAAGACUACUAUAGCAUAAUCAUAUACUGUAUAUUACAUUAUAGCCGAAGCUAUUAUAGCUAGUUGACUGAUAAGAAAAGACAGUAUUAACAUAUACAUUUAAUGUAAAUGUUUUUUAAGAUGUUAUUAAGGUCUUGACAUUUUAUUCAAUUUUUUAUUGCUAAAUAUUUAUAUUGUAUUUCUCUUAGUCAAGAUGUCACUACAUUGCGUUAUAGUUUAUCCAGUAGAAUCAUUAUUUAAGUAAUCUAUUCAAAUAUUUUACUUUUAUUUCUUUUUAUUCUUCCAUUUUUGUCAGAAUAAUUCAUAUUAUAUAAUUUUCUCUGUCUGUGAAUCUCAGUAGUACACAUAACUGUCAUUGUUCGAACUUAUGGUGAUGUCUAAAUGUUGUUAAGUAGAUAAUAGUUUUUUUUAUAAUAUUUCAAUUUAAAUCACUACUGAGAGUUAGUUAACAAAGAUAUAAAUAUCUAAUUUUGUAGAAAAAUAUUAAAUUCAUUAAUGUUUCAUUUUUUUACUCUGAUUCCAAAACUUGAUUUUUGUUUACGAUUCUUGAAUUAUACACCAAUCUCUAAAAAUAACAGUAUAUCAUCUAUCCAAAUUUGUAAUAUGUAUUUGCUCGAUCUUAUGUACUGUACUCUAAAACUAAUUUGAACCAUCUUAUAUGAUCUUUAUAUAUUAAAACAAUAUACAUGUAAAGUAUUUUAAUAUAAUAAAUAUAUAUAUA
Molecule: messenger RNA, 2743 nt
Organism: Homalodisca vitripennis (glassy-winged sharpshooter)
Lineage: Eukaryota; Metazoa; Arthropoda; Insecta; Hemiptera; Cicadellidae
Gene: Mrgn1
Product: E3 ubiquitin ligase RNF157
Exons: 11
Coding region: 200-2041 (613 amino acids)
Biological process (GO): protein ubiquitination
Cellular component (GO): cytoplasm
Molecular function (GO): ubiquitin protein ligase activity
Source: RefSeq, a predicted model, not a curated record